Molecule: messenger RNA, 261 nt
Organism: Molossus molossus (Pallas's mastiff bat)
Lineage: Eukaryota; Metazoa; Chordata; Mammalia; Chiroptera; Molossidae
Product: pancreatic progenitor cell differentiation and proliferation factor-like
Exons: 1
Coding region: 1-261 (86 amino acids)
Biological process (GO): multicellular organism development; cell differentiation
Source: RefSeq, a predicted model, not a curated record
AUGGCAGCCAUCCCCUCCAGCAGCUCACACGUGGCCACCCAAGACUACUACUGGUGCUUCCUGUGGUCCACUUCCAGUAACAGCUUUUGUGCAUGUUCCGAGUACCCCAGUGAAGGCUUCCUCCACGACCUUGUUCUCCCCAAGGCCAAUUCGGUCAUUGGUGGGUACAUUUCCUUUUGGAGAAGUCUACUCUCCUGUUCAUGGAUAAAAUUUUGGAGUCCCCAGAGCACUUGGAAUCUCCCCAGCCAUCCAGCAGCAUGA